UUCCCCCCUCUCACCCCACCCACUCCCCGUCGAGAUGGCCCUCAAAGCCGCCGUCUCCGUCACCCAGCUGCCGUCGCCUCCCCUCCGCCGCCUCCUCUCCUCCUCCUCAAGGACGGCGGUCCGCAGGCUCGCGAGGGUUUCCGCGGCGAUGGCGGCGACGGCGGUGCAGCCGGCCGUGGUGGUCGGCGGAGGACGCGUGGGCCAGGCGCUGCUGUCCAUGGGCCCGCCGGGAAGGGACGUGCUCGUCGGCCGCGGCGAGAAGGUGCCCGACGACGCGCCCGGGCCGAUACUCGUGUGCACGCGCAACGACGACCUCGACGCCGUGCUCGAGUCCACCCCCAAGUCGCGCUGGCGCGAUUUGGUGUUUUUCCAGAAUGGGAUGCUGGAUCCGUGGUUCGAGAGCAAGGGGCUAGUGGAUGCAAACCAGGUCUUGGCCUACUUCGCCGUGUCCAAACUCGGGGAGCCACCAGUCGAUGGGAUUACUGACACCAAUCCAGACGGACUUACCGCUGCAUUUGGCAGCUGGGCUCCUGCUGUGGCAGCCCGCCUGCAAAAUGGCGGACUUACCUGCAAGGUGCUUGAAAAGGAAGCCUUUCAGAAGCAAAUGCUAGAGAAGUUGAUAUGGAUUUCAGCUUUCAUGCUUGUUGGUGCUCGGCAUCCAGGGGCUACUGUCGGUGUGGUGGAAAAAGACUACCGAGCUGAGGUUGCGAGCCUGAUUGCUGAAUUAGCGUCUGCUGCAGCUGCAGAGAGGGGGCUUACAUUUGAUGAAGGUAUAGAAGAGCGGCUCUGUGCAUACUCAAGAGCUGUGGCACACUUCCCUACUGCUGUGAAAGAGUUCAAAUGGAGGAAUGGUUGGUUUUACUCUCUCACCGAGAAGGCACUUGCAGCAGGAAAGCCAGAUCCUUGCCCACUCCACACAGCUUGGCUAAAGGAGAUUAAGGUCAUAUAAAAAGUAGUCAUGUACAUGAGGCACAGAUCCACAGGACAGUAGGUGCUAUACUGCUAUCUAUAUAGAGAAUUGCAUGCACCUUCAGUUACUUUUGAAUUGGGUGUUUUCUCCUGUUACACUUGUAACUUCCAUGUCACCUGUGUCAUAAAUAAAACCUUUGUGUGUAAAAGUUUAGCACUAAACUACGCUGUUGUGAUGGCCAAUGCAAUUAUUCUGAAUUAUGAUAGCCA
Messenger RNA from Setaria italica (foxtail millet), 1179 nucleotides. RefSeq lists its product as uncharacterized. The coding region runs from base 35 to 949 and encodes 304 amino acids. The record is from RefSeq and is a predicted model, not a curated record. Lineage: Eukaryota; Viridiplantae; Streptophyta; Magnoliopsida; Poales; Poaceae. The transcript has 5 exons.